AUGUGGGGCUUUUUCCACUCCCCAGAGCAAGCGUUAUUCAGCGUCUCAGACAAGACGGGCCUAGUGGAAUUUGCAAAAUGUCUCAGCUCUUCUGGGUUGGCUUUGGUUGCCUCUGGAGGAACAGCAAACUGUCUUAGAGAAGCCGGUCUGAAUGUGAGAGACGUGUCUGACCUGACCGGAUUUCCUGAAAUGCUGGGGGGGCGUGUGAAAACCCUGCACCCCGCAAUCCAUGCUGGAAUCUUGGCUCGUCAUAUUCCAGAAGAUGAAGCGGAUAUGGACAAGCAGGAGUUCAACCUCGUGCGAGUUGUGGUUUGUAACCUGUAUCCUUUUGUGAAGACCGUGUCUUCUCCAGAUGUCACUGUACAGGAGGCGGUUGAAAACAUCGACAUCGGAGGAGUAGCCCUCUUACGGGCUGCUGCGAAGAACCACGCCCGCGUGACGGUCGUGUGUGACCCCGCCGAUUACACCUCUGUAGCUGAAGAGAUGAAGGCCUCUCAAAGCCAGGACACCUCCUUGGAAACCCGGCGUCAUCUGGCACUGAAGGCUUUCACCCACACUGCGCAGUACGACACGGCGAUCUCCGAUUACUUCAGGAAAGAGUACAGCAAGGGGGUCUCCCAGCUUCCUCUGCGGUACGGCAUGAACCCCCACCAGACCCCUGCGCAGCUCUAUACGCUGAGGCCUAAGCUUCCUCUGACGGUUCUGAAUGGCUCCCCUGGCUUCAUCAACCUAUGUGAUGCCCUGAAUGGUUGGCAACUGGUGAAGGAGCUGAAGCGGGCGCUGGACAUUCCUGCAGCAACCUCCUUCAAACACGUCAGCCCUGCAGGUGCCGCUGUGGGGCUGCCGCUCACCGUGGAAGAAGCUCAAGUCUGUAUGGUGCACGAUUUGCACAAGAGCCUGACGCCUUUGGCCACUGCGUAUGCACGAGCAAGAGGUGCUGAUAGGAUGUCUUCAUUUGGUGACUUCAUCGCCCUCUCUGAUAUCUGUGAUGUCCCUACAGCUAAAAUCAUUUCCAGAGAGGUGUCUGAUGGUGUGGUGGCACCCGGCUAUGAAGAGGAAGCGUUCAAAAUCCUCUCGAAAAAGAAAAAUGGGGCUUACUGUAUCCUCCAGAUGGAGCUGGAUUACGAGCCAGAUGAGAACGAGGUGCGGACUCUCUUUGGUUUGCAUCUCGCGCAGAAGAGGAACAAUGGUGUUAUUGACCGCUCUCUGUUCAAGAACAUCGUUAGCAAAAACAAAAAUCUGCCGGAGUCUGCUGUCCAAAAUUUGAUUGUGGCCACCAUCGCUGUCAAGUACACCCAGUCCAAUUCGGUUUGCUAUGCUAAGAACGGUCAGGUUAUCGGUAUGGGGGCAGGCCAGCAGUCCCGCAUCCACUGCACGCGUCUUGCCGGCGACAAGGCGAACCACUGGUGGCUCAGACACCACCCCCGUGUGCUCGCCAUGAGGUUCAAAGCCGGGGUGAAGAGGGCAGAGAUCUCCAAUGCCAUCGACCAGUAUGUCACCGGGACCAUCGGCGAGGGUGAGGAUCUGGUUAAGUGGCGGGCCGUGUUCGAGGAGGUUCCCGCCCAGUUAACGGAGGCGGAGAAGAAGGAAUGGAUUGGCCAGCUUGAUGCCGUCUCCCUCAGCUCGGACGCUUUCUUCCCUUUUCGGGAUAACGUGGACCGAGCUAAACGGAGCGGAGUCCAGUUCAUUGCUGCCCCCUCUGGCUCAGCUGCCGACCAAGUCGUGAUCGAAGCGUGCAACGAGCUGGGAAUAACUCUCAUUCACACCAACCUGCGGCUGUUCCAUCACUGACUCCACCCUGGGCUGUCAUGGCCGGUGGCUGUCACUCACUCCGCACAAGCCGCGGCCGUAAUGUCACCGGUUCAGCCUGGAAACCCAGCCUGCCCACGGGGUAGAGUAUCCUGGACUCAUCCAGAAACAAAGCCCCUGCCGCUGGCUGCAAAUGAAAGCAAGAAGAAGUUGAUUCCCACAAAGGAAUAAUUUCUUUAGAAAAUAAACCCGCAGUUCCCCACUG
Molecule: messenger RNA, 2014 nt
Organism: Pelodiscus sinensis (Chinese soft-shelled turtle)
Lineage: Eukaryota; Metazoa; Chordata; Testudines; Trionychidae
Source: RefSeq, a predicted model, not a curated record